GACAGAGAAAGAAAGAGAGAGAGGUGGCAAUCAGAAGUAGAGUUUUGGGGAUUGGGGAAGGAAUUACUUCUUUAAUCUGUUCACAGUGAUAGCCCAGAACUCUAACUCUAAAAAGCUCAGAAAAUGUUGAUAGAAAGAAGUCAAAAGCUUUGCUAAUGGGAAAGGCUUUAUUCCCGGGGACACAGAGUGUAAUGGAAGAAUGGACUGAGUGGGAAAGAAAACAAAUAGUAAAUAAUAGAUGAGCUUCAAAAGAAGCUUCAGCUAGGUACAGAGAUGCCCUGGAAGGAGAAUUAAGAAAGUAAGCCGUCAAGGUUUUGAUUCCUUUCUGUGCUAGUGGCCUGCCCCCAUCCCCAGUGACUGUCGCCCAGCUUGGAGACUGUUUCAGGGAGGCUCCAGUCCUUGAUGCAUGUUCUAAUGUCAUCGCUGUGCCAGAUUCGGGGUCCUAUUGUGCCAAACCCUGGCAAUGAAGCCACAGUUCGGUUGGUGCAAGGAAUUCUGGGAUGUCUGAAAGUGACAUGAGUGGAAGGACUCACGUCCCAUCUCUCUUUAAUGCCCUAUUGUCCAGAAAACUGGCCCUACAAGUCAGCUACUUGAAAAGUAAAGAAAAAGGAUAUGGAAAGCUAAGCAGUGAUGAAGACAUCGAAAUAAUUGUUGAUCAGAACCAGGUAGUAGGUGUAACCUUGAAGAAAAAGUGGCACUGUCUUCAAAAAAGUGACCUGACUCUGGCCUUGGGGAAAAGCUCUAGGGCAGCCGAUAAGGCUGUUGCCAUGGUGAUGAAGGAGAUACCGAGGGAGGAGUCUGCUGAAGAAAAGCCCCUCCUUACUAUGACAUCACAGCUGGUGAAUGAGCAGCAAGAAAGCAGACCCCUCCUAAGCCCUUCUAUCGAUGACUUUCUCUGUGAAACCAAAGCAGAAGCCAUUGCCAGGCCAGUAACAUCAAAUACAGCAGUAUUAUCAACAGGUUUAGAUCUCUUGGACCUGAGUGACCCUGUGUCACAAACCCAAAACAAAACAAAGAAACUAGAGGCUACGCCAAAAGCUUCAAGCCACAAGAAGAAGGCUGAUGGUUCUGACCUUAUCAGCACCGAUGCCGAGCAGAGAGGCCAGCCUCUGAGAAUCCCAGAGACAUCAUCGUUAGAUUUAGAUAUUCAGACACAACUGGAUAAAUGGGAUGAAGUUAAGUUUCAUGGAGAGAGAAAUAGCAAGGUCCAUGCCAUGGCAGAGAGGAAGUCAGCAUCAUCCAGGACCGGAUCAAAAGAACUUUUAUGGUCUUCGGAGAGUAGAUCUCAGCCAGAACUGACUAGCGGGAAAAGUGCCCUCAAUUCUGAGUCAGCUCCAGAUUUAGACUUAGUGCCUCCAGCACAGGCUCGCCUGACCAAAGAAGAGCGCUGGGGAAGUGCAUUACUCUCCAGAAACCACUCCUUAGAAGAGGAAUUUGAAAGGGCAAAAGCUGCAGUGGAGUCAGACACAGAGUUUUGGGAUAAGAUGCAAGCAGAAUGGGAAGAAAUGGCUCGAAGAAACUGGAUAUCUGAGAACCAAGAAGCCCAAAAUCAAGUGACAGUUUCAGCUAGUGAGAAGGGGUACUACUUUCACACAGAAAAUCCUUUCAAAGACUGGCCUGGAGCUUUUGAAGAAGGAUUGAAAAGGCUGAAGGAAGGGGACUUGCCUGUCACUAUACUGUUUAUGGAGGCAGCGAUCCUGCAGGACCCUGGGGAUGCUGAGGCCUGGCAGUUUCUGGGUGUAACACAGGCAGAGAAUGAAAAUGAGCAAGCUGCUAUCGUCGCCCUCCAGAGGUGCUUAGAAUUACAGCCCAACAACCUGAAAGCUCUCAUGGCCUUGGCUGUGAGUUACACCAAUACUGGCCAUCAACAAGAUGCUUGCAGCACUCUGAAGAAUUGGAUUAGGCAAAAUCCUAAAUAUAAGUAUUUAGUGAAGAACAAAAAGGCGUCUCCAGGCCCAGCCCGAAGGAUGUCUAAGUCACCAGUUGAUAGUUCAGUCCUGGAAGGAGUUAAGGAGCUGUACCUGGAGGCUGCCCACCAGAAUGGAGAGAUGAUCGACCCUGACCUGCAGACCGGCCUUGGGGUGCUAUUCCACCUAAGUGGAGAAUUCAGUAGAGCAAUAGAUGCAUUUAAUGCUGCCUUAACAGUUCGACCAGAGGAUUAUUCAUUAUGGAACCGCCUUGGUGCCACAUUGGCCAAUGGAGACCGCAGUGAGGAAGCUGUUGAAGCCUAUACCCGAGCUCUGGAAAUCCAGCCUGGCUUCAUCCGGUCCAGAUACAAUUUGGGAAUUAGCUGCAUCAACCUGGGAGCUUACAGGGAGGCAGUCAGCAAUUUCCUCACUGCCCUGAGUUUGCAAAGAAAGAGCAGGAAUCAGCAACAAGUUCCCCAUCCUGCCAUUUCUGGCAACAUCUGGGCUGCCCUCAGGAUUGCUCUCUCCAUGAUGGACCAGCCGGAGCUAUUUCAGGCAGCUAACCUUGGGGACUUGGAUGUUCUACUAAGAGCUUUCAACCUGGAGCCAUGAGGAAGAGAUGAUUCCACCCAGCAGGGCUACUGGAAAAAAUAAUUAGAAUGUCAUGCAAAUUGCAAAAAUGAUUUUAUUAUGAAUUUCAAAAGGAGAAAUCAGAUGUUCAAAAGACCACAGCCAUGCAACCCAAGGGAACCCCUCCCAAUGCUGCCCAAUUUCCGUCCAAGUUCAAAAGCACAAAACGUUGUACAUAGUGUCAAGUCUGGAUUCAAAACAAGGCUAGAAAGAAAUGAGAUGAAAUGAGAAGGCGGACAGUGGGUGAGGAGUGGCUCUCACCAACUAAGAGUGUGUUGUAAGCCAUAGAUGCCAGCUUUGGGGCAGCUGACCAUUUGUCCAAGGACCUAUCCCUUUAGGACAUCAGACCCGUGCAGAAUAAAGCACUGCUUCAGGCCAUGGAAUACAGACUGGGUCUCUUGCUGGGUUUCCCACAAUCCCGCCUCCCUAGGACACAAUCCAGCUUAGACCACAGGGCAUGUACACUGUGUGGGUUGGCUGGGUGGGAAAGGCAGGCAGCAUUCUUUGGAACCGGUUUCCUUUGGAACAUUCACAGUUGCUGUUUGAUUUCAGAGAGUUGCCUUUGCAGGCACAAGCAAGCUUUCUGUACUAGGCUUUUUUUUUCUUUUCUGCUCUUAGCCCAGAUUGAGGCAGGAGCAGGAGGGUGG
Molecule: messenger RNA, 3184 nt
Organism: Phascolarctos cinereus (koala)
Lineage: Eukaryota; Metazoa; Chordata; Mammalia; Diprotodontia; Phascolarctidae
Source: RefSeq, a predicted model, not a curated record